Funneliformis caledonium is the source of this 699-nucleotide messenger RNA. NCBI's taxonomy places the organism in Eukaryota, Fungi, Glomeromycota, Glomeromycetes, Glomerales, Glomeraceae. The record is from the annotation of a GenBank genome assembly.
AUGUCUAAUCGGUCAAAAACGGGAGUUAUCCGGUUUCAAACUUACUCGCCAGAAAUAAAUGUUGCGGUGAUUUUAUAUUUUUCGAAUUUAGAAGAUAAAUCUGUAUCUCAAAUUGCCUCACCGUCUUUAAUUGUUUUAAAUGUAAAUAUCAAACCAUAUGAAUGGAUUAUACCGUCAACUAACGGUAACAUCCCUCCAACACUCGCUAAUCAUAGCGCCUUUAUUAUUGAAGAUUAUAUGAUACUCGCUUUUGGUAAUAUAAUAAUGCCAGAUGAUCAUCCCUUAGAAAUCAUGAAUACAAACGUUUAUUUGCUCGAUUUAAGAACCUUUACGUGGGUUAACUCAUUCAAUCCUACCAAUCUGUCCCCAACUAUUAUUAUUAAUCCAACGAAUACAACAUCAUCGGUGCAAAUUACCGAAACAUCUUCCAUUGCUAGCAAUAAUUCUUUGAAUCCCAAUAAUCUUUUAGAUCCAUUUGAAGAAUAUCAACAAUUAACCACGUUAAAGGUCGUCGUUGGAACAAUUAGUGGAAUCUUUGGUACGGCAUUUUUGAUGACUGUUGGAUUCUUAAUUUAUAGGUGGGAUAAGAAACGAAUUAAAAGUGAAACGCUUAAUAUACCAGGCUCUACGGGUAAUUAUUAUCAACCUUAUUUGUAUCGUCAAAACACCGUAGUUCCCGUUUUAAAUCGCUAUACAUAA